GUUGGACGGUUUGCUUUUCAUUCUGAUUUUGCAGAUGAUGUGAAGAGCUGGUGGAUUUGGGGCUAUUGGUCUUCACCAAUGAUGUAUGCUAUAAAUGCGAUUCUUGUUAAUGAAUUUAAAGGAAAGAGCUGGAGACAUUUUGCCCCGAAUGGCACUGAACCACUUGGUGAUGUAGUUGUGAGAUCAAGAGGAUUCUUCGCAGAAGCUAAAUGGUAUUGGAUAGGUCUCGGGGCACUUUGCGGGUUCAUGUUUCUCUUCAAUAUCUGCUACACUCUAGCUCUCCAAUAUCUUAACCCGUUUGGCAAGCCCCAAGCCCUUAUAUCAGAUGAUGAUGGCAACGGAACUAGUUCUAUCCAAAAUAAUACUCAACCAACAUCCCAAGUUGGUACUACUGGCGGAGCUGCUACACUAAGCGAUACCUCAAUGACACAAAAACGGGGAAUGGUUCUUCCAUUCGAGCCCCAUUCCCUCACGUUUGACAAUGUUGUGUACUCUGUCGACAUGCCUCAGGAAAUGAAAGCUCAGGGUGCUACCGAGGAUAGAUUGGUGCUUCUAAAGGGUGUGAGUGGAGCCUUCAGACCUGGUGUUCUCACUGCUUUGAUGGGUGUUAGUGGGGCCGGGAAAACAACCCUUAUGGAUGUCUUGGCGGGAAGAAAAACUGGUGGAUACAUUGAUGGAGACAUUAAAACUUCUGGGUAUCCGAAGAAACAAGAGACUUUUGCCCGAAUUUCAGGUUAUUGUGAACAGAAUGACAUCCAUUCUCCCUUUGUCACUGUUCACGAAUCACUAGUUUACUCAGCUUGGCUACGUUUACCAGAGGGUGUGGAUGGUAAUGCUAGAGAGAUGUUUGUUGAAGAAGUAAUGGAACUAGUUGAGCUGAAUCCAUUGAGGUCAGCCCUUGUUGGGUUGCCCGGGGUUAACGGUCUCUCAACCGAACAACGCAAAAGGCUAACAAUAGCAGUUGAGUUAGUGGCCAACCCGUCAAUCAUAUUCAUGGACGAGCCAACUUCAGGUCUAGACGCCAGAGCUGCUGCAAUUGUGAUGAGAACUGUGAGGAACACUGUUGACACUGGCAGAAAUGUUGUCUGCACCAUUCAUCAGCCCAGCAUCGACAUUUUUGAAGCUUUCGAUGAGCUCUUUCUAAUGAAGAGAGGAGGACAAGAGAUCUAUGUGGGCCAAUUGGGCCGCAAUUCAUGUCAUUUGAUCAAGUAUUUUGAGUCAAUUCACGGAGUGGCAAAAAUCAAAGACGGAUACAACCCAGCAACAUGGAUGUUGGAAGUGUCAGCUUCAGCUCAAGAAAUGUUACUAGGGGUUGAUUUCUCUGAUAUCUAUAAGAACUCAGACCUCUUCAGAAGAAACAAAGCUUUGAUAACUGAACUCAGCUCACCUCUCCCUGGUUCCAAGGACUUGUAUUUCCCAACAGAAUAUUCACAGAGUUUCUGGAUCCAAUUCCUGGCAUGUCUGUGGAAGCAACACCUGUCGUACUGGCGUAACACAUCUUACACUGCAGUUAGGUUCCUCUACACAGCCGUAAUAGCAUUGGCUUUUGGGACAAUGUUCUGGGACCUUGGUACCAAAACUGAAAGAAGGCAAGAUUUGUUUAAUGCUAUGGGGUCCAUGUAUGCCGCAAUUCUCUUCCUAGGUGUGGAAUACUCUUCUGCAGUUCAGCCAGUGGUCGUGGUUGAACGCACAGUGUUCUAUAGGGAGAAGGCAGCAAGAAUGUAUUCUGCAUUGCCGUAUGCCUUUGGGCAAGUUGUUAUUGAAAUUCCUUACAUUAUUUCACAAUCAGCAAUUUACAGUGUGAUCGUUUAUGCGAUGAUUGGAUUUGAAUGGACCGCGGCUAAAUUCUUUUGGUACUUUUUCAUGAUGUUCUUCUCAUUGCUAUACUUCUCAUUCUACGGGAUGAUGUCUGUCGCUGUUACCCCCAAUGAGAGCAUUGCAGCCAUCGUCGCAGUCUUCUUCUAUUGUGCAUGGGAUCUCUUCUCCGGAUUCAUCAUUCCACGACCAAGCAUGCCUGUGUGGUGGAGAUGGUACUUCUGGGCGUGCCCGGUGGCAUGGACAAUGUACGGAUUGGUGGUGUCACAAUUUGGAGAUAUUGACGACAAAAUGAGCGACUCUGAUCAGACUGUGAAGCAGUUCCUGGAAGAUUACUUUGGGUAUAAACACGAUUUUCUUGGAGUGGUUGCGGCUGUGAUUGUUGCGUUCCCGGUCGUCUUCGGAUUCACUUUCGCCUUUGCCAUUAAGGCAUUCAAUUUCCAGAGCAGGUAGGUAUAUAUGUUCUUACCCCAGUUUAAACAGUGUGACAUAUUCUCUGGUGGAGGAGCUAAUAAAUUUUGUAUGGAUGCUUGGGAACUUUAUUGUUAUAUAUUUACUUUCAAGUCCUCUUCAUGUAAUAAGUCUUAAGAUUCAAUGGGUCUCCUCUCCUAUGUAUGUUCAACCACAGAAGAGCUCUUGACAUGGAGUUUUUCUGGCCCU
Cuscuta campestris is the source of this 2475-nucleotide messenger RNA. Lineage: Eukaryota; Viridiplantae; Streptophyta; Magnoliopsida; Solanales; Convolvulaceae. The record is from the annotation of a GenBank genome assembly.